CCAGUCGUUGAACAGAAACUCGCUGGCGGCAUCCGAGUCCACGGCCUCUUAAUAUCUCUAUCAGCAGGAGCAACGAUAGUCGCUUGCUGUGCCACGGCGUAUCUCAUUUUUAGACAUGCAAGCAAUUACACGAAACCCAAAGAACAGAAACAAAUCAUCCGAAUCUUGUUAAUGGUCCCCGUCUACUCCAUCGCCUGCACCCUGAGCAUCAUCUUCUACAAGAAACAGGUCUACAUCGGAAGCGUCUACGAGUUCUACGAGUCCCUAGUCAUUGCGUCAUUCUUUCUCUUGCUUUGCCAGCUGCUGCACCCCGAUUUGAAUACGCUACGCCGGGUCUUCAACUUGGUGGAACCAAAGAAGUGGCUCAAUCCAACGCGAUUUUUUGUCAAACACGUGGGAAGAAACAAAAAGGGACAGACCGAGGAUGGGCUUAAAUGGUUCAACAUCAUUUGGUUCGACGUCUUCCAGUUCUGCACCGUCAAGUUCUUUGGCGCUCUCACAAAAUGCAUCACGGAAGCGGCGGACGUGUAUUGCAAGGAAUCAAAGGAUCCCAGUCAUGCCAGAAUUUGGGUCAUGGUAAUUGAGAUUCUUUCCCUCGUCACGGCGAUGAUGUGCCUCUUGCAAUUCUACCACCAAACCUCAAAGGAGAUGUCCCAGCAUCAACCUUUGCUCAAGUUUCUCGCCAUCAAGCUGGUGGUGUUUCUGUUCUACCUUCAGACAGGCGUUUUCGAGUUCCUCACAGGCGACGGCGGCCCAUUGAAACCAACAGCAUACAUCUCCCACCCAUCAUGGGCAGUCGGUAUCCCCAACACGCUCCUCUGCUUCGAGAUGGCAGCCGUCGCAAUCUUACACCUCUGGGCCUACCCCUACGCCAUCUACAAACACCCGGCGGCACCGACAAAGACUGGCUACAACGCCAGCGACGAAGAAGGGCAUGGAACCGACCAAAGCUCCACCUCGCGCAUCAUCCCGGUACGAAGUUGGGAAAUCUGGCCUCAGCAGCCGGAAGCGACGUACGCGGGGCAAGACACGUGCGGCGUCUGGGACGCUGCAGAUGGUUCUUCUCAGUCUGUGAGCCAGGCGAGCGGCGUUUCUGCGCGGGGAUUCCAGUGGAGAGCUCUCAAGGAUGCGCUCAACUUCGUGGAUAUCUUCCGGGCUGUUGUGGGAGCGUCGCGGUGGCUGGUCGUUGAACGGCGAAAGGCUGCUCGCGCUCGCGGCGCUGGGGCCGGAGGUGUUCAGAUACAGAAUGAGAAUGGGAUAGAGUACAUGGAGAGGACUAGGACGGACGAUCUGUCCGAGGCACUGAACAUGGUUAACAGUCAGACGCCUCGCAGGUGAACGAGCAGGCGAGAGUUGGAGAUUGCACGGAAACUAGCGGAUCGGAUGAGAAAACGAUUUCGUCCAUUGCAUGUACUUCGCAUUCUAACUUUGUAUCUAGAGUUGUCAUCUCUCUCUACCUUUAGGUCCGCUCAAGCGCAGACAUGUCAUCAUAGGAGUCUUCCAAGUUUCAUCACAAACAAAUGACAUUCAGCAAAACAAUGAAAAUUUCAAGAACAAGUCAUUGACGAACACCUGCUGACACCCAUCUCUCAGGUCUUACACGAGUCCUU
Messenger RNA from Colletotrichum phormii, 1610 nucleotides. Its product is annotated as organic solute transporter Ostalpha-domain-containing protein. Gene Ontology annotation, biological process: transport. The annotation marks the transcript as partial. NCBI's taxonomy places the organism in Eukaryota, Fungi, Ascomycota, Sordariomycetes, Glomerellales, Glomerellaceae. Gene Ontology annotation, molecular function: transporter activity. The transcript is spliced from 5 exons. Gene Ontology annotation, cellular component: membrane. The record is from RefSeq and is a predicted model, not a curated record.